Acanthosepion pharaonis is the source of this 1470-nucleotide messenger RNA. Lineage: Eukaryota; Metazoa; Mollusca; Cephalopoda; Sepiida; Sepiidae. The record is from the annotation of a GenBank genome assembly.
AUGUGCCACGUUUUCCUUUCUCUCUGUUUUCACUUAAAUAUCUCUCUGUCAUUUUGUAAUUUGCUUUCAUCUUUUCUUUGUCUUUUUCAUUCUGAUUACUUUUUAUACACCUUCUCCGUCUUUUUUAGUUAUACCUUUAUUCACCUUACUUUUUUCCCGCUCUUCGUAAUUCAGCUCGCUUCUCUCCUUCCAACUAAUCACCUUCCAAAUAUAUCGUCUUUCAUUCCCCUUUAUUUUUCGCUUCUUCUCAUUCUCUCUUGUUUUCUUUUUGCCCCUACUUCUUUCUUUUUUUUUCUUUUCUUUUUUUUUCUUUUCUUUUUUCUUUUUCUUUCUUUCUUUCUUUUCUUUUCUUUUGCUUUUUCGUUUUCUUUCCCUUCGUCUACCUCUUUCUUUCUUUUCUUUCUUUCUUUUUUCUUUCUUUCUUUCUUUGCUUUUUCGUUUCUUUUCCUUCGUCUACCCUCUUUCUUUUCUUUCUUUUCUUUCUUUCUUUCUUUCUUUCUUUUCUUUCUUUGCUUUUUCGUUUUCUUUCCCUUUGUCUACCUCUUUUUUCUUUCUUUCUUUCUUUUUUGCUUUUUUCGUUUUCUUUUCCUUCGUCUACCUCUUUCUUUCUUUUCUUUCUUUCUUUCUUUCUUUCUUUUUCUUUUCUUUGUUUUUUUCGUUUUCUUUCCUUUGUCUACUUUUUUUUUUUCUUCCUUUCUUUCUUUCUUUCUUUCUUUCUUUUUUUUUUCGUUUUCGUUUCUUUCCUUUGUCUACCUCUUUCUUUCUUUCUUUUCUUUCUUUUCUUUCUUUUUUCUUUCUUUCUUUCUUUGCUUUUUUUCGUUUUCUUUCCUUUGUCUACCUCUUUCUUUCUUUCUUUCUUUUCUUUCUUUGCUUUUUCGUUUUCUUUCCCUUUGUCUACCUCUUUCUUUCUUUCUUUCUUUCUUUCUUUCUUUCUUUGCUUUUUCGUUUUCUUUCCCUUUGUCUACCUCUUUUUUUCUUUCUUCCUUUCUUUCUUUCUUUCUUUCUUUCUUUCUUUCUUUCUUUCUUUUUGCUUUUUCGUUUUCUUUCCCUUUGUCUACCUCUUUCUUUCUUUCUUUCUUUCUUUCUUUGCUUUUUCGUUUUCUUUCCCUUUGUCUACCUCUUUCUUUCUUUCUUUCUUUCUUUCUUUCUUUCUUUCUUUCUUUCUUUGCUUUUUCGUUUUCUUUCCCUUUGUCUACCUCUUUCUUUCUUUCUUUCUUUCUUUCUUUCUUUCUUUCUUUGCUUUUUCAUUUUCUUUCCCUUCGUCUACCUCUUUCUUUCUUUCUUUCUUUCUUUCUUUCUUUGCUUUUUCGUUUUCUUUCCCUUUGUCUACCUCUUUUUUUCUUUCUUUCGCUCCUUCCCUUUAUCUUCUUUUCACUCUUACUUCAUCACACACUCAUUUACUUAUCUCGCUUAUUUUCACUAGUUUCGGGCCAACGGUCCGUCUCAGCCCUCACGAAAGCCUCAUUUUAA